Messenger RNA from Rosa chinensis, 1675 nucleotides. RefSeq lists its product as uncharacterized. The transcript has 2 exons. Lineage: Eukaryota; Viridiplantae; Streptophyta; Magnoliopsida; Rosales; Rosaceae. Bases 669 to 1157 code for a protein of 162 amino acids. The record is from RefSeq and is a predicted model, not a curated record.
AUGCCUUUGCAACCUUCCACCCCAAAUUGAAGUUGAUGAAACACAGCGCUGCUUCAAUUUAGCAUAUUGACUGCUUUUAAUUUAAUUCCCCUUUUAAAUCGAAGUUGCAGCAUGCCAUAGUUUAUAGAUUAGGCCUUAAUUAUAUAUAGCAUUUUGUCUUCAUAUGACUUUCCACCGCCAAAACCUGUCAACAAAGGAUAAGACCAAGAGGAAAUGACUUUGUUGUUGCAAGUCUGAGACGCCACCGCUACUCUUCCUUUACGUUCUGCCAAGAUUUGAUUAUUACAACAUGCAGAGUUCAUUUCAUGCCACACAAAGAGCACUAGAGGAAUCUUGUAGCCUUUGAAUAUUGUUUUCUUUUCUUCUUUUGAUUGAGACGCAGCUGGACUUUGACCCACUGAUUUCCAAAAGAAACUUGCUGCACAUUUGCUUAAUUGGAUAUUUUGAAAGUUUUUUUUUUUUGUCUUUAGUCCAAAGGUACAGCAACAUCACGUUUUGUCAAUCAACCUUAAUUGCAAAUAUCAUACUUAAUUGCAAAUAAGUUUUGUCUUGUUGUGUAUUAAUCAAUUCAUCACUUUUAACCACCAACGAAUUCAUCACUUUGUCAUGGCCUCUUGUAUUGUUAAACCACUGCCCCAUGAUCAAAAUUUCAUUAAACUCGUUGUUUCAUGGUCCUUGUUGCCUGGCUUUUAUUCAAAGCAAACAUGUGGCAAACAUUUACUGCUCGGCUUCAUUAUAUGUAUGUUGUGUUCCUUCAAGCACCUGGGAGCAAGUUUGUAGCAAUAUACUCUGAUAGUUAUUGUUUAAAGGGGUGUAAAGCUUUGUCUCUGUCACUUUUCAUGCGUGUCUUCUUCUUCUUCAAUUAUUCUCUCCAUCAGUCUUUUCGAGUUCUUGACAGAGGCAUUGUACAUGUACAUGCUGCAGGUGCAAGUGAAGACAGGAUCUUUGACAGCGAAAGCCAUUUCCUUGCUGGGAUUUGGUGGAGGAAGUUGUUGGAAGCACUCCAAGAGAACGUCAAGGGUAAAUUCUUUUCUCCAGACACCAAUUUUAUGUUUUGUGUGGUUGAUGUUCUGGCUGGUGUGUUCUUUGCGUGGCUUAUUUUGAGGCCAUUUGUUGUGCUGAGGUGGAGAGGAAGGCAGAAGGUAGGAAGCUGCUAGUGGGAACUGCUGUUGAAUUUUGGAGUAAAUCGAUGAUAUUAUACUCCACCGAUUGGUCAUACACUCAUUGAUACACAUGUAUCGUAUACGAGAUUGCGACCGCUAGGGGAUCUCCACAGCUCCAAGGCGACAGAGGUAAAAGAGACACUGCAAAAAAAAAAACAAGAAGUAGCACUGGUAGGUCAAGAAGGUAUCAACCUUUUAGCGUCUGCUUCCGGGUUUCUUCUUCAAACAAAGUUGCUGAAAACUUCUUCUCUCCUUUGCAGCAGGGCUUCGCCUUUCCUCUUGAUGUGUUUUCUCCGUCUCCCCUAACUCUGGCAUUAUGGUUGCUUUUAUAGGGAGUCUUCGAGAUAGGAUUGAGUCUUGAUUUUGAAUUUGAAUAAACUUAUCUCGAGAUAGCCGGUUGUGCAUGGCAAUGAGUUUGUUACAAUCAAAUUGAGUCAAGCCCGCAUAAUCUGUAUCAAUUUGGAUAACAUGACUUGAAUUUGAAUUUGAAUGUUUUGAUGUGCUACCAUUUC